AUGGAUGCCCUGCCGGAUGGCGUCCUCGGGCACAUCCUUGGCUUCCUGCUAGCUCCGGAGGCCGUGCGGACGUGUGUUCUCGCUCGGCGCUGGCCCCAGCUAUGGAGAUUCACUACGGGCCUGCGUGUAGGGUGUCGCCAUGAGGAUGAACAGGCACCGGUGAAAGAGCACCGCGAGUUUUUGGACCAUCUGCUCCUCCGCGGAGGCUCGCCUCUUGACUUUUGCGAAUUCAUAUUUACUGAAUUCCAGUACGAUGAUGUGCCGCGGGUGAAUCUCUGGUUCCGCCAUGUCAUCAUGUGCAGGGUUCGAGUACUCAAGCUCCACAUCUUUUCCAUGUGCUAUAUUGAGCUAGAUGACCUGCCUCUCGUUUCUCAGCACCUGACGAGACUGGACCUCCAUGGUGUAGUACUCUACAGCAGCUUUCUCAACUUCUCCAGCUGCCUGGCCUUGGAGCAUCUAGAGUUGGUUGAGUGUGGUCUCUUGACUGCCAACAAGAUCUCGUCCAAGUCCCUAAAGCAUCUGAGCUUGACUUGUUGCUUUUUGGAUGUAUUUUCUCGUGUUUACAUUUAUACCCCAAGCCUGGUUUCACUGUGUCUAGAUGACCUUCAGGGGAUGACUCCCAUACUUGACAUCAUGCCCUCAUUAGUGAAGGCAUUUGUCCGGAUAACCGAGGAAUGUGAGGAUGUCUGUGCAAAACUUUCUAAGAACACUGAUGGCGGCGGCAGUUCUGUGCUCCUAAGAGGUUUAUCACAAGCUAAGAGCUUGGUAUUGAUUUCUAAACUGGACAAGGUUGUUUUCAAAAGUGAUUUGAGAUGGUGCCCUGUCUUUAACAAUCUCAAGGCUUUGUUUCUCAAUGACUGUUGGUGUACACCUGAUGACUUCAAUGCAUUAGUUUGUAUUCUUGAACACUCACCGGAUCUUGAGAAGCUUACACUUGAACUCUUUUGUGAGGGACCUAAGUAUAAAGUUGAAAUGAAAGGAAGUGUCAAUCUGAUGGAGCGACCGGCUAAAAUUUCAGAACACCUUAACAUUGUUGAAGUCAAGUGUCAAGAUGUUGAUGAGAGAGUUCUCAAAGUGUUGAAGUUCCUUUCUACCUUUAACAUAUGCACUAUGAAAUUUGGGCUGUCAAGGGAUCUAUCUUUCACUGUCACCAAAUGUAAGGCUAAAGUUGGCUUGAACAAGUUUGUCAUCUCUAUGACUAUUAUAUCGGGUGAGUGGGUUCUCCAGGGACAAAGGCAUGUGUGGCUUGACCUUCAGACGCGCAGUCAGGCAAGUGCUUGGGCCGCGUCAUGGGCUCAUGGCUAG
Messenger RNA from Miscanthus lutarioriparius, 1305 nucleotides. The record is from the annotation of a GenBank genome assembly. Lineage: Eukaryota; Viridiplantae; Streptophyta; Magnoliopsida; Poales; Poaceae.